Molecule: messenger RNA, 1092 nt
Organism: Brassica oleracea var. oleracea
Lineage: Eukaryota; Viridiplantae; Streptophyta; Magnoliopsida; Brassicales; Brassicaceae
Product: dof zinc finger protein DOF3.1
Exons: 1
Coding region: 260-832 (190 amino acids)
Biological process (GO): regulation of DNA-templated transcription
Molecular function (GO): DNA-binding transcription factor activity; DNA binding
Source: RefSeq, a predicted model, not a curated record
CUUCAGCCCUCGUCCCUUCUCUGCUCUGCUCCACUCCUCUCUCUCCUUGUCUCUCAUAUGUAGAGAGAGAAAGUGUAUAUUUUGUCUUAUCUAAUGCGUCAAGAACCACUUCCUCUCUAUCUAUAAAAGCCUCAAAAUCAUUCACCCUCAUAUAUCUCUCUCUUGACAUCUCCAAGAUUCGAUCUCUUUAGGUUCUUUCAUAUAUGGUUACCAAAAGAUUUAUAAUUUAAGGAAAAGACUCUGUUUUUCAAAAGAAGAAAUGCAGGAUCCAUCAGCUUAUUACAACUCGAUGAUGGCGACACAACAACAACAACAACCACAGCAGUUUCCAGAGCAAGAACAGCUAAAGUGUCCUCGAUGUGACUCACCGAACACAAAAUUCUGUUACUACAACAACUACAACCUGUCACAGCCCCGUCACUUUUGCAAAAGCUGCCGUCGUUACUGGACCAAAGGCGGGGCUCUCCGCAACGUUCCCGUCGGCGGCGGUUCUCGCAAGAACGCUAAACGAUCAACCUCUGCGUCUUCUCCUCCCAACACACACAAGAAGAAGACCAAACACCCGGACCCGGAUCCUAACCCGGAUACGGAUCCGACCCGGAUGCUGUACGGGUUUCCGAUCGGAGACCAAGACGUGAAAGGUAUGGAGAUGGGUGGUGGUGGGAGUUUUAGCUCGCUUUUGGCGUCGAAUAUGCAGUUGGGUCUUGGUGGGAUCAUCCUAGACGGGUCGGGUUGGGAUCCGGGUAUGGGACUAAAGAGGAGUGAAGCGGGUGACGAAGGUGGUGGUAACCCGUGGACCGAUCUUUCUAGGAACAGAGUGGAGAAAAACUGAAGGAUGGGAGAAAACAGAGAGGGGGGUAUUAUGGUAAAUUAAUAUGAAGCUGCUAAAACUGAUUUCAAGGUGACUCGAGUCAUCACGUAGACAAACAGUUUCUAUGUUUAUGUCAUUUUGGUAAAUCUAUUUCUCCUAAUACUCCUUUUUUAAUUUAUAAAUCGGUUUGUUAAAUAUAAUUAGACUUAUGUAAUAGGAGGAGAUUUCAGUUUAUUGUUAUCUUUAACAUUAGUGAGAAACAAAAAAAAAUGUUUGUGUUA